AUGGGUGGCACCAUGGAAGAGCACUCCGAGCCACUUCUCGAAUCGGCUAGGGACGGCUCCUCAGAUAUCGAGGAAGGCACCAUGCGAGGGUCUAAUGCACCUACCAAGUUCUACGAGAAUAAGUCAUUCUUAUUUGCAUCGGUAUUUUGGUUCGCGGGCUCGCUUUUGGUCUUCGCAUCUGCGCUUUUGUUGCAAAGCAGAUCACGUGGCGGCCACUCAGAGAUAUAUUCACCUGUUCAAGAUCACGUUCGCUACAAAACAGUCGUGUUCGAUGCAUCGCUCGGGAAGAAGACGAUUUACAUGGAAGAUCCUUCGCCUCGGGUGGACAAAGCAUGGGAGGACUUAUAUGACUUCGGCAUAUCCUGGAUUACCCCCUCUGAAGCAUCCCAGCUCCCCAACGCCACAUCUCGACUCGUCGAAAACCCCUCCCACUUCGUCACCGGACUCGACGUCUUCCACCAACUCCACUGCCUGAAUCUCAUCCGCAAGAGACUAAAUCCGGAGUACUACGUCAACGACACCCAUGUCCAUAUCGAGCAUUGUUUGGACCAGUUGAGGCAGGCUUUGAUGUGUAGUGCCGAUACGGCAACGAUCCCUUGGUUGUGGAGUAAGAGCCAGGGAAGGACGAUUGCUGAUGCGCGGACAACGCAUACGUGUAGGGAUUAUGAUGCUAUUAGGGAAUGGGCGAGAGAAAGGAAGGUGGAGGGCGGGUUUGCCAAGGAUACGUAUGUGGAGGGCAGUGCGGUGAGCGACUAG
This is a messenger RNA of Didymosphaeria variabile, 756 nucleotides long. RefSeq lists its product as uncharacterized. The transcript has 3 exons. The record is from RefSeq and is a predicted model, not a curated record. NCBI's taxonomy places the organism in Eukaryota, Fungi, Ascomycota, Dothideomycetes, Pleosporales, Didymosphaeriaceae. Gene Ontology annotation, biological process: mycotoxin biosynthetic process. Bases 1 to 756 code for a protein of 251 amino acids.